This is a messenger RNA of Calliphora vicina (urban bluebottle blowfly), 2769 nucleotides long. RefSeq names its product tipE homolog 4 (gene Teh4). The coding region runs from base 390 to 1943 and encodes 517 amino acids. Gene Ontology annotation, cellular component: plasma membrane. Gene Ontology annotation, molecular function: sodium channel regulator activity. The record is from RefSeq and is a predicted model, not a curated record. NCBI's taxonomy places the organism in Eukaryota, Metazoa, Arthropoda, Insecta, Diptera, Calliphoridae. Gene Ontology annotation, biological process: regulation of sodium ion transport. The transcript is spliced from 9 exons.
UUAUUACUCAUCGACUAUUUUACAAAUAAAAAAAAAAAUAACGACAAAUAAAACCAAAAACGUCCUUACAACAACAUUAGGAAAAAAACAGGAAUACAAGGCAGCAACCAAAAACAACGACCAUAACAAGAAAUUAAUACAGAAAACAAAAAUACCAACAAGCAAAUAAACAAAUAAAAGAAUAUACAAGAAUUUUAAACACCAACAUAACAUAACUGAAUACUCGUAGCGUGGAAAAGCACACCGCUGUUUACCCCUAAACACCAACACCCUCACUCAUACUCCCUGAACGCACACCCCAAACCCACUCCCACUCCCCUAAAUACACCCAGGGAUUCUUAAAUUCCUCAUAACAAAACGCCAACUAAUCAGCUUUAAACAAGAAAAAAAUGGGACGCCGCAAGGAUAAACCACGCGUUAUACCCGAGCAAGAUAAACGCAUAUGUCGUGCCAUUUGCCUCUGCCAACUGACCAUGGUGUUAUCCUGCGUUUCCAUAGUGUAUCUAAGUGUGGCCAUUUAUGCGCCUUCAUUUAAAGCUUUCAAAUCCGGUUUUGAAUUGGAUCCGGUCAUGUGCCAAACAAUACAAUCGGAUAUGCCUGACUCACAUUGCCAAUGGGCAUCUUGCGGUGAAUGGUGUUUAACACGUACCAGUGGCUUUUGUCCUCAAAUUCAUUCAAUCGUACGUCGCAAUGGCACCGAUAUCCAGUUGAAUAAUUGUACUCGCAUUACAAAUACCUCUUGUGCAAUGAUCGAUAUGGACCGUCUAAAUAAAUUCAAUUGUAACAAUGGAACAGCCUGCAACAACAUACAUGGAGUAUUCAAUUGUUCAAAUGGCCACUGUAAAAAUAUGUCCGAGUUCUUUUUGUGUCAUCAUAAAGCCGAUGGUCCCACAAUAAAUUCAGCCAAGGAUAAUACCAAACUGAAUGGUUUCUUUGAGUGUCAUGGAGUGCACUGUACGAAAAUCAAGAAACCCUUCAGUUGUGACAGAUAUUGUUCGAAAAUCACCACUGCACAUAUAAAUGUGCUGGUAAUGCAUGAGGAUAAUGUUGUAGCGGCAGAUUGUGAAACCGCAGUGGCCUUUAAUGAGGCGCAAGGCAAUGAGCUGGGGGUUCGUAUAAGUCCGACGGAAUUUUGGAAAGAGGAUGAUGGGAAUUUGUUAACGAAUUGUGCCACUGUCACGAGAGAUGGUGAUAAAAUAAUGGCCACUGACUGUUUAAAUGGUACUUUACUGCCGCACAAUGUUUUACCGGAGCCUUUUAUGAAUUUCACGCAAUUUUGGAAAAUUUAUGAAGACAGCAAAAUCGAAGUGGAUCCCGAUCAGAAAUUCCUACCCAAUCAACAUAAUUUGACUAUUUAUAAGUAUAAAAAGUUAUUCAUCAAUUUGGAGGGCUGUGUCAAUACGUUGAGAGGAGAAUGUCUGGAUUUUCAUGCUCGCCAUGGCAGUGAUGGGGAUAAUAAUACGGCCCAGUCGAGAUAUCAGUGUUAUUACAAUAAGGAUCCCACAGUUGAAUUUGUUACCUCCAGAUAUGAUUUGAAGAAGGUCUACAAUGAACUAUUGUUCUCGUUAAUAGUUCCUAUUGUUUUGUUUGUAAUCUCAUCAAUUUCACUUAUAAUUAUAACCACAUAUGUCAAGGUGGGAGAUGAUGCGAAAAUGCGUUGUAUUUGUGGCGGUGAGGAAUCUGAUGCCGAUGAGAUCUAUUCGGCACGUAAGAGCAAAAGGAAUCGCCAGGUGCAGAAUUUGGAUACCAUGGACAAUUUAAAUCAAUUGACUAAUUUGGAGGACCAUGAUGUUAGUCCAGCCGAUGCCAAUGCCAUGAUUGGCAGUACUAAAUCUCUAUUACCCCUAAGUCCCACCAACGAUUCCGGUACCACCGAUAAUACCUUUGACGAUGAAAAAGCAUCAAAAUGUGACAUGCCGGAAAAGCCUUUAGUGGUAAUUUAAAAACAAACUUAAAAACAAACUAAACAAACUCUUAUUGAAAUUGCAAAACAAAACAAACUAACUUAAACUUUAUUUCUAAAUGUGCAUGUGUAAUUUUAUUCAAAACGACAAAUGAAAAUUUAUACUUAUAUUACUUGUAAUUUAAAUGAAUGUGCAAUCAAAUCACAAUUGUACCUUAAUUUUUUUAUUUCUUUUUCGAUAAGAAAAAUGCAAAAAAACAAAAACUUUUUUAUAUAAUUUUUAUUGAUUUUUUUUUUAAAUAAAAGAGAAAUUUUCUUGAAAUUGCAAACGGGAAUAUAUAGAAAAUGAAAAUUAUUUAAAAGAAAACAAACUGAAUAUAACUGCCUUCAAUGUUAACCACCAACAAACAACAAAAUAUUUAAUAGAGAAAAAUACAACUUUUUAGGAACAAAAUAAUUAUGUGAUUUAAAUAAAAAAAAAAACUAAAAACAAAAAAACGAUUUGAUAUAAAUAUUCAUACAAAAACAAAAAAAAGAAAACACAAACGUACGCGUAAAUAAAUGUUGCAUUAUUAAUUCUACUUUUUUUCAACUCAUAGCUAAACAUUUUCGAACAUUAAUUACAUUCAUUAAACAUAUUUUCGAUAAAUAUUUGUAAAAUUUAAAACGCAUAAAUGCAUACACCCAUUAAUCUAGUUCUCUAUAUACUUUAUACAUACUCGUAAAUCAAAGUUUAUUCAUCAAAAUCUAUCUAUUAUAUUAUCUAUCUACUAUUAUAAAACUAUAUAUUAAAAACUAAAAUAAAUAUUAUAAACUACGUUAUGUAUGUAGUAAACUUAUUUCAAAAGUACCAAUCUUAAAUCAAA